This is a messenger RNA of Stegastes partitus (bicolor damselfish), 1146 nucleotides long. RefSeq names its product inward rectifier potassium channel 16-like. Gene Ontology annotation, cellular component: plasma membrane. Lineage: Eukaryota; Metazoa; Chordata; Actinopteri; Pomacentridae. Gene Ontology annotation, biological process: potassium ion import across plasma membrane; regulation of monoatomic ion transmembrane transport. The coding region runs from base 1 to 1146 and encodes 381 amino acids. Gene Ontology annotation, molecular function: inward rectifier potassium channel activity. The record is from RefSeq and is a predicted model, not a curated record. The transcript has a single exon.
AUGAGCGCAGAAAGAGGCGAGCAGGUCAUUGAUACCCACUGUACCACCGUCCACACUCUGGGUGGGCAAAAGAGAAACAAGGAGAGGCAGCUCCGCUACAUGCAGAAGGAUGGCAGGUUCCCUGUGGUGUUUCAAAAGGCCCAUAGAGACUGGAGCCCAUAUUUAACGGACAUCUUCACCACUCUUGUGGAGAUCCGCUGGCGGGUGGUGUUCCUCCUCUUUUCCCUUUCUUAUGUUGUGUCAUGGCUCCUUUUUGGUUUCAUUUAUUGGCUCAUUGCCCAUGUAAAUGGAGACAUUGACAAUGUAGAUAAUAACCCAUGUGUGGCACAGGUGCGUGGCUUCACUGGAGCCUUUUUGUUCUCAAUGGAGACCCAGGCCACUAUUGGCUAUGGCUUCAGGGUAAUGACUGAGAACUGUAUGGUGGCUAUUAUUGUGGUGACAAUUCAAGAUAUAUUUAGCUGUCUUCUUGACACCAUUGUCAUUGGCAUUGUCGUGGCUAAGAUGGCAUCUGCUCGGAAGAGAGCUCAGACGGUGGUUUUCAGCAGCUGCGCUGUGGUCAACCUGCGGGACGGGGCCCUGUGUCUGUCAUGGCGCCUCGGGGACUUGAGAGGUAAUCACAUUCUGGAGGGGGUUGCCAGGGCUCAGUUAGUCCGCUAUGUGAAAAAACCACUCGGCUUUGUUGUGAUGUCAUACCAAGACUUGGACAUCCAGGACCGGAACAUUGUCCUUGUCACACCAGCCACCCUUAUUCACAAGCUGGAGCCGGGCAGCCCCCUCUACAGCCUGGGCCCUGAUGACCUGCAGGAGGACUACUUUGAGCUGGUGGUGUCUUUCACCUACACUGGUGACUCCACGGGCAUGCUCCACCAGACACGAACCUCCUACACAUCCACAGACAUCCGCUGGGGCCAGUGUUUCCAGGACAUACUGAAACGGGGCAAGAAGCACUACAAGGUGGACUACGCUCUGUUCAACGAGACCACGUGGGUGUCGGUGCCCUUCAUCAGUGCAGAAGAAUAUGACAGGAGGAGGCGUCCAGUAGAGGGCAGCCCACUCUUACCAUCUGUCAAGAGCAAUGGACACAGAAAUGCUUGUCAGGUGAAUCUUGACAUCACUGAGGAGGUGCUGCACCAAACCUUUUUGUAG